Cooperia oncophora is the source of this 873-nucleotide messenger RNA. NCBI's taxonomy places the organism in Eukaryota, Metazoa, Nematoda, Chromadorea, Rhabditida, Trichostrongylidae. The record is from the annotation of a GenBank genome assembly.
AUGCCAAAGUCCUCCGGAGACGCCAAUCCUGCCCCAGCCACACUUGAGCAUGAAGAGAUGAAAAUGCUGUUCAAUUCCCUUGCGCCGAAUAGGAAUAAUGGCAAAGACUGUCAGGAUGGCCAGUAUGACCAGUUGAAUAAGGAAGUUCAAAAGUUCGAACCAGAUGAAGAAACCGGACACACUUUCGACUACUGGUAUAAAAGGUACGGCCCAAUGAUUCGAGAGUCGAGUGUGCCAGAUAGCAAGAAGAGAGAUCUUAUUCUGUUGAAACUGGAGGAUAGCGCGUAUCGCAGGUAUGCAGACGAUAUUCUUCCGUUACAACCGCACGAGAUUGACCUCGAUUCCACAGUAGCAAAGCUCCAAAAGUUAUUCGCAUCCAAGAAAACGCUAAUUCGUCGACGAUAUGAGUGUCUGAAGAUAACCUGCCCAGCACUGACUCCAGACAACAUACCGUUUCGAGAGUACGCUAAUAUGAUCAAGCGGAUGGACGAAGAAGCUUGCUUGAAGGAAAUGGACUACACGGCGCUGAAGACUUUGCAGUUCGUCGCAGGUCUUCAGGACCCUUCACUCCAGGAAGUACGUCUUCGAAUGCUGCGUAGGCUCGAUACGCAAGCGGAAGACGCGCCGUUGACAAUCGAAGAUCUCGUUGCUGACUGUGAAAAUUUCACAGCCUUGAAGAUGGAUAACGCCAAUAUGGGAACAAGCCAUGACAUCCAUGCUGUUCAGAAAAAGAAGGUCAAAUGCUUCGGAUGUGGAGGACCACAUUUUAAGAGCGCUUGUCCACUUCUCAAACAGAUCUCCAAGAAACCGAAAAGGCAGCACCACCGUCCUGGUGAUCAGUCCGGCUCAUUUACAACUCAAAAUGAGGCUUAA